UUGCGGUCACAGAUUAGGAUCCAGGAAACGUCAGGGACAGCAAGCGCUGAGACACAAGAGGGCAGGGAGGCAUGGCCCAAGUAGAGUCUGCCCUAGAGAGCUACUUUGAUCGGAACUGUUUUCCUCCGCAACCUGGGUCCUGAUCUAACCCAAGCAAGAGUGAAGGCUGGAAGCAGUGAGCCUUGUACGCUCACUAGUAAGUGUCAGGCAUGGGGUUCCCAUGGGCCUGGACCUGAGCACUAACGAGAAGAGAAGCUCGUGGACUGAGACAGGCCUGCAACAAUGGCAUGAGGAUCGCGGAGGCUGAGGUGCCUCCGUACCGCACGGAAAACCAGAGCUGCUGGAACGCAGAACGGGAGUAUUACGAGCCCAGGUAUCAGACUUGCUGCUCCCGCUGCCCGCCAGGCAAGUAUGUCUCUGCCGAAUGCAGCCGAACCCAGGACACAGUCUGCGCCACGUGUGCCCAAAAUUACUACAACGAGCACUGGAACCACCUCUCCUUCUGCCAGCUGUGCCGCCCCUGUGACUCUGUGCUAGGCUUCGAGGAGGUUGCCCCCUGUACCAGUGAUCGCCAGCCUGAGUGCCGCUGCCAGCCAGGGAUGUUCUGCGUCCACUGGAACAACGUGUGUGAACACUGCGAACGGCUUCCCACGUGCCCACCUGGCAUGGAGGCAGAGAUGACAGAUGACGCUACAGAGACUGAUAUCAACUGUGUCCCCUGCAAGGAAGGGUACUUCCAGAACACUUCCUCUCCCAGGGCCCUCUGCCAACCCCACACCAGGUGUGAAGACCAGGGCCUGGUGGAGGCUGCUCCGGGGACUGCCCAGUCUGACACGCGUUGCAAAAAUCCACCAGGACACAUGCUGCUGCUGACCAUCCUGCUGCCCCUGGGCUGCUUCCUGCUCUUCAGUGCCGCGCUGGCCUGCACCUGGACGCGGCACCCCUCCGUGUGCAGGAAGCUGGGAACUCUGCUCAAGAGGCAUCCAGAGGGAGAAGCCGUCUCACCGGCUCCCAGAGUCAACCCCUGUUUCCCCGACCAGGCACAGCCACUCCUACCCGGCCCCCGAGACUUGUCUCCGCCUCCCGACAGAGCUCCCGAGGUGCGGGAGGAAGUGAGGCUCCAACAGCAGAGUCCACUGGGCCAGGUGGAGCCAGAGGCUGAGGCUGCGGAGCAGGGCCAGGUGGCUCACGGUGCGAAUGGGAUUCACGUCACCGGAGGCUCCGUCACAGUCACUGGCAACAUCUACAUCUACAACGGGCCAGUGCUGGGGGGCGCAAGGGGCCCUGGAGAUCCCCCAGCUCCCCCUGAGCCUCCGUAUCCCACUCCUGAAGAGGGGACCCCUAGCCCUUCUGAGCUUUCUACACCCUACCAGGAGGAUGGCAAAGCUUGGCAUCUGGCUGAGACAGAGACACUGGGAUGCCAAGACCUUUAACAGGACUCCAGGGAGCCAGCUUAUCCCCUACGCCUGAUGUUGUGUGUGAACAGCAAGGAGAAGGCUCAAGCGCUUCUCCUUGAGGCUGCCCCACCCACACAGGACUCACAGGGGCCUGGGUGGGCGAUGCGAGGCUGACCCUAAAAGGCCUGGGCCUCACAGGCACCUGGGGGCUGGGCCGGGUGCCGGUCCUGCCCCAAGACUCUCACCGCUGGCCUUAGCAAGCCUGCGAGCUCAGUGCGGACGCGCCUGACCCUCCGGGCUGCACUGGCUCAGCCUCGGGCGCAGACAAGGGCAUGUGAUGCCAGCUGCUGCCAGCCGUGGCACUCUGCACCCUAAGCAUGGCACAGGAGGAAGCCAGUCCCAAGGUCACACGUAAGGACUUCGUGGGCACCUCCCAAGUCUCUGCGGUACUCAUCCCAACCUUCAGAGGCAGAGGCCCUGAGGGCCCGUGCCACGUGGACUGGGCAGACUGGUGAGGAUGAAAUCUCCUGAGACUCUCCUGAGGGAGGAGAGCGAGUUAGUGAGAAUGGGGGUUUGGGGGGCAUUAGCGAAUGGGAGGAGAACGGCAAGUGCAUUUUAUAAAUUGUAAUCACAGGCAAAUAAAUCUGAGAUUGAGA
Jaculus jaculus (lesser Egyptian jerboa) is the source of this 2053-nucleotide messenger RNA. It is a transcript of the gene Ltbr, whose product is annotated as lymphotoxin beta receptor. The coding region runs from base 288 to 1433 and encodes 381 amino acids. Gene Ontology annotation, molecular function: ubiquitin protein ligase binding. Gene Ontology annotation, biological process: positive regulation of canonical NF-kappaB signal transduction; hematopoietic or lymphoid organ development; immune response. The record is from RefSeq and is a predicted model, not a curated record. The transcript has 10 exons. Lineage: Eukaryota; Metazoa; Chordata; Mammalia; Rodentia; Dipodidae.